CUUCCCAAGUUCCCCCAGCCCAACUUGAAGCUCCUUCACGCACGGGCUCUCAAGCCUGCAGCCCCGGCUGCUCGCGUGUGCCUGCGGAACAGCUUCUGUCAGAACAGCUAUCGCAGUAUACAUCGCUUAGACUGUGUUAGCUCAACUGAUCAGCCUUCGCAGUAGCUUCGACUGUCAGCGAGAACGACCUCGCGAGUCUUGAAGAUCCGACGGCGUCCGUCGCGGUCGUAGCGCCACGUGCGUCGCAAUCUUUGUAAUCGUCCGCAUCGGGACUGGGGAAUGUGUUGAUCGAGCGGUGUAACAAUCCUCUUCAUCUGCUGCUGCUUGGACCAUUACUAUAGUCUAUAUCUGACCAACACCUACUCGGACAAUAUUCUCGUUUAGAACAUAUGAGGAGCUAGGGGGCAGUGUAUAACCAGGGAAGGUUUUGACAGCUGGUUGACACAAAUGCACCUCGAUCGAUCUUCUAUGGUCUAGCUGCCCAUCUGUUACCACCUGUUACCACCUGUUACCACCUGUCCGCCUGCAACCGGAGACAAUUUACCAUGGCUUUCGGUUCCGCUCCAGGGUCUACUCUGCUACGCGGCGCGCGGAAUUUAUUAAACCUUGGAACGGUCAGCUUGGCCUAUGUGCUCAUCGAAUUUGUCUGCACUCGCACGAAUUGGCUUCCUCCGCACAUCGCGGCGAAAUUCCCGCCCGGUCUAUGGGCGUUCCUCGGGAUUCUAGCUGUCAUUCAGGGUCCCCGGUACCGGCAUUUCGCGGAGGAGUUUAAGAACGUCCCUAAGUUCCUGGCGUGCCUGGGGUUCAUGGUGGUUACUUUCAUCGCGGAGGUGGUGAUGGUGCAGUUCGUUACAGUCGUCCUCGGUAUCGACUGGCACAAGACCGUCGCUCCUCUCCCCGACACCGGGCAGUGGAUCCUCCUGGGCCUCAACGACCGCCUCCCGUCGUCCCUCGUCGCCCUCCUCCGCGCGCCAAUCGUCGAGCUGCACGACUUCCUCAUGCUCUUCAUGCUGCUCGCCUUCUCCGUCCUCUUCGGCGCGAUCCCCGGCCCGGGCAUGGCGCUCGGCGCGCGCUACUGCUUCACCAUCGGGCUCAGCCGCGUGCUGCGCUUCCUCACGUUCGCUUCCACCAUUCUGCCCGCGCCCAGGCCUUGGUGCGCGGAGGCACGGUUUGGCGACACGUGUCCCAGGCACCCGCAUCCCUGGGCGGCCAAGUACCUGAUGCCUUAUAACGAGAAUCCCGACCUGCUGCACCAGCUGAUCUCCACAGAUACUGCUUUCGCUCCUGCCCAGUCCUUCCCACCUGAGUUUUCACCUGACUGGGGUGUGCUGCAGUUCUUGGUGGACUUCCUUCGCCCCAUGGACGCCCGGGUUCACGACGGCGCAGCAGCCACCUCGGGCGCCUUCAGCAGCUUCGUCAUCCGGCCCUACGGGGGCUGCAACGACCUUGCUUUCAGCGGCCACAUCAUCACCGCAGCCCUCACCGCGUGUGCCUGGCAGGAUGCAUACCCGGGUUGGGGUUCUUCCCUGGUGUGGAUGCUUGUGAUGCACGCGGCUCAAAGGGACAUCAGGGAGCGAUCCCACUACUCUGUCGACGUCAUUAUCGCUCUCUACCUCGCUCCACUCCUCUGGCAAACCACCCGGUUUCUUUGGUCCCGCCCCGCCCCCCGGCCCUCCCGGAAAGAGCUUCUAGGGUCGGCGCUAGCUAGUAAAGGGGAUGAGCUGGUGAAGGCAGUAAAGGAGGGGGAUUUUGAGAAGGUGAAACGGACGGUCGAGAUGGCACGGCACGAGGCGGAUGCGAGGGAGAAGGGGAAGGAUUUGGAGGGGGGUGAGGAGGUGGGGAGGGGGGAGAGGGGCAUGCAGAGGUAUUUGUCUCACCUGGGAGUGGCACUGAUUUUGACCAUGUUUGGCGUGGUGCUGGUGGCGAUUCUGGUGUCAGACGAAGGGCAUAAGGCAGUUCUGGAGAAGAAGUGAAUGCCGCAAUCUACGCUUUAGUUUUGAGACAUCGCAAAAUGUGAUUCUGGUGUCGGAUGAAGGGCCCAAGGCAGUUCUUGAAAGGAAGUGAGGUGUUGCAAGUGCAACUAGAGCUUGUGCUAGAUGUUUGAGUAACGCUAACUUAGUAAUAUCCUAGGAAUCUCUUGCAUCCAAACCGCAUGCGGUGCUUGGGGGGUGUUUGCAAAAAGGUGCUCUUGUUACUGGUUAUUUGUCUACAUACAUCAUAUUGUUCAA
Messenger RNA from Closterium sp. NIES-67, 2228 nucleotides. The record is from the annotation of a GenBank genome assembly. NCBI's taxonomy places the organism in Eukaryota, Viridiplantae, Streptophyta, Zygnematophyceae, Desmidiales, Closteriaceae.